Molecule: messenger RNA, 3465 nt
Organism: Planococcus citri (citrus mealybug)
Lineage: Eukaryota; Metazoa; Arthropoda; Insecta; Hemiptera; Pseudococcidae
Exons: 4
Coding region: 67-3465 (1132 amino acids)
Cellular component (GO): nucleolus
Source: RefSeq, a predicted model, not a curated record
AGAAGCAAAAAAUCGAAUUCCAGAGCCCUCGCCUUGCCAUGCGGACAUCAGUUGCACAAAAAAUGCAUGAAAAAGCAUAAUGUCGAGGUGCCGGGUGAUUGUCCGGUGGUCCGGUGUAAAAAAUCCGGUAAAGUCGAUCCGGCCACAUGGGUAAAAUUACGAGGUGGCACGACGGAGAUUUCGAGACGGGCCAACGAAGAUAACGAGUCGCUGCGGGAAAGAUUGCGGGAUGCGGAACGACAGGUACAAACGCUGAUCGAGCAAAACGAGUCGCUCAUGAGAAAUACGCCGAGAACUGAGUUGGAGCUACGAGAACGCGAGCUGAAAAUCGCAAUCGACGAAGCGGUGCGUCUGCGUAAAGAAUUAGACGAGCUGCAGGCUACCGCUACUGCACUUGCUGAUCGGAAUCGGGUCCUCCUACUAGCGCAUGAAGGCAAGGAAGAACCGACGCCAGAGGAGCUGGUGGAAGACGCCUACGCGAUCGAGAAAGAAAAACGAGACUUUGACGUGCGAUUCGAUGCUGAAAACAGAGCAAUUCGAGAUAGGCGUUACCAACAGUUCGAAGAAGCGUUACGCGAAAACGACACGAGUUUCGAACGGGCAUUAAGCGCAAUAAGUCGAGCGCGCAGCUUCAAUCAUAUUGAAGAUCACCGCGUCAUGAUGCUGUUGGACCUAGAUCGCCAAGCAGAGGAGCGUGAGAUUACCUUGACUGAGAUACUCGAUGGUUUGGACGUUGUGCCGGUGUUAGGAGGUGUUGAGCUGCCGGUAGCUAUGCAGAUGAUCGGUUUGAACAGCCGUUUAGAGGAGCUGUCAAUUUCUUACGAAGACAUCUUCGAGCUGUUGAACAACGAGACCGAACGAGCACGGAUCACCGUAAGGCGGUCGCAAAGACAAGCGGAAGCGAGGCCAUCUACGACCGAGGAGCCUGCAAUCGACGAGCAGCCCGAAGCAAUAAAAAUAGAGGCGGUAGAGCAGCCUAUAGAAAACGAGAAGCCACCGACGCCAAGUGUUGUUAUUCCGGUCCUGUCACCCGAGGUUAUCUCGAAAGUUAACAGAGGAGCCUCGUUAAACUACGAAAGCGUCGAAGACUUGAGUACUCCGAAUUCGGAAAGAGCAAGUAGAGACGAUUUACGUGGCGAAAUUCAAAGGCUGUUAGACAUGCGAGGAGAUGCUGAAAAUGACGCAAAACCGAACUCCGAGGAGACAGAAAACCUGAUUCGGAAAACUUUGCUUGAAGCGAAAGUAAAGAAGCAAGAGUCGACACCGAAGACAGAGAAGCGACCAGUGGACGUCGUGACGGGUACGCCAGCGUCAGACGCCGACAGCAGCACAAGAAAAAGUGAGUCUCGUUCGAGCCGAAAGGAUACGACUACGGAAGGUUCGUCGUCAAAGAAAUCUGUCCGUUCGAGUGCGUCGAAGUCGGGCGUUUCCGGCGUCGAGUCGAUCAAACGAGGCAGAUCAAGGAGCAGCUCGUCGAGUAGCUCAGACUCCAGUUCUUCGAGCUCGUCACCCCCGAAAAGACCUCGGCGCAAAGCCGCAGCAAAAAGAGAAGCUCCGGCAAAGAAGAAAUCAGUAUCAAAAAAGAAAAAGCCGACGCCGCCGAAGAAGAAACCGGCUGCGAAGAAGAAGGCCCCGGCACGAAAGAGAAUGACGAAAGGGAAACCUUCGACGAAAGAGGAGCCCUCUGUAGAAAAAGAAAUAACCCCCGAACGAGCAGCUGAAGGAGUCCAAACGAGGAGUAAGACGCGCAGCGAAUCAAAGUCGGUAGAAGAGGGAGAAAUUACUCAGUCGAGCCAAGAGGUGCUCGAGCUGGCAGCGAGUUCGAAAGAGGUGGAGGAGCUCGCGGCGAGCACGCCACCGCCACCGCCAAGCGACCCGGCCCCGUGUCAGCCACCGCCACCGCCGAGCCCGGUGUUACGAGAACAGCUACCGGGUGUUGCCCAGGUAAACGCGCAGGAACGAGCGCGACUAGUACUGAUUGAGCGAGAGGCGCAAUAUCGCCACAAUAUUGAAGAGAUGCUGCGCGAGCUUGAUCAACAAGAGGCGAAUGCGCAGGCGGGCUACUUGGAGCCACUGCCGGUAGAAGAGUGCUUCGUACCGGUCGAGCAGCGACCACCACAUCCCGCCCCAGUGUGGAUUUUGGCUAGCUUCCAGGUGGAACCGGACGGGCAGCGAUAUUAUCGUAACGUAUGGUUCCCGGUCACUCGCGAUACGCUGCAAUUGGCCAUGCAGAGCAGAGGGAUCAUCUUAGAUGAUAACUUGACGGCGCGGGAUGAUUCAUUUUACGAACGAGACGGAGCAGCGGGCCUGAUCGGACGAUACUGGCGGGAAGGAGUAGCUUUCUAUGGUAUAAACUCGUUUAUAGUAAUUGGAGACAGUUUAGCGCACGCGCUAGUUAGCGAGAUAAUUUUUCAAAACCGAGAGGAGAAAGAGGCAUGGAAGAUCCACCCCAUGUCUGGCUCUCGAAUACCGAUUACGACGAUAAGGAAGAAUCUUCGGAGAUUCGUACUGCGGUCGCCUCAAAGGGUGAUUAUGUCCAUUGGUCAGUACGAGACAGAAAAAGAGGAGCUUGAAGAGAUCAAGAUACGCAUCAGAGAACUGUGGCAGACUAUGUUUAGACAUGGAACUCGCCACAUCUUGAUGGUACCGCCGGUAACGUGGCCGCAGUGUCCGGUGAGGAGGAACGAGUUGAGACAAUUUCUACGAGAAAGCCCUGGUGAUUAUUUCCCAGGCAGGUACGUUUACCUAGAAGGUCUCGAAGAGGUGGUAAAUCGAGUCCCUCCGACAGUAUUCCGUGGACCGACUCCAUAUCUAAAUGAGCACCAAGUAAGCGAGGCGCUCGUGCGAGUUUUCGAAUAUGCCAGUAUAGAGAGAAGGCACGCUUACGGCCACUUGGCAAGGGAGCGCGAUCCACCGCGACCUACGGAUGAGCAGCGUCGAGAUCAAAUUGAUAGAAGUCACGAAUUACGACGACACGACCGAGAAGCGCGCGGACACGUGGACAGAAACACGGUAAUGGAGAGAUUGGCGCAUGAAGUCCAUGAGAGAGAUCUCAUAGACAGAGUGCAGGCGCAAGAGUAUCGAAACCCGAAUCGGAGACCGCUGCCGGAGCCGAACAUGAACGUCCGAGAAUUUGAACCGGCACCGAGGCCACGAGUAGCUCGGGAAGAUCGAAGGUGGCAGCAAGCAGCGCAGGAUAGACCAGCGGCCCAAGAGCAGCGAGUAGCUCGCGAUGAACGAAUUCAGGCCAUCGCGCAACAGCCAAUUCGACAAAAUGUCCCCGAGCAGCAGCGUCAGAACCCCGAGCAGCAGCCAGAGAAUCGAAUGCCGCAGCCAGCAGCGGUACCGGCGAUUGGUGUUGGUCUGGGUAGAGGACGGCUAGCCGAAAGAAGAGAAAUUAGACGACGAGAUGCUGAGAUGGCUCAGCGCCAAAAUAACCAGAAUCCGGAAAAUCACCGUCGGUAA